ACCUCUCACACCAUGCACAUUGUCCUUUGCUUCAGACAGGACUUUUCUUAGAUCCUUACAACAUUUGAAAAAAAAAAGUUCAUCUUUUUUUUUUCCUGCAGAUCUUUUUUUCUCUCCCUCCACCCUUGUGGAUUCCCUCUCAAAACACUUUCCCAGGAACGUAUCUGCUAAAGACUGCAACUUUCCUUUGAGAAAACAGACAAAAUGGCCAUCGGAAUCUUCGGAUUGGUCCCAAUGAGUUCGUCCCCUGACGAACUCAAGAAAGUUCUUCUGACACUAGCGGCGAAAUGGGGAGACGUGGUGGAGGACCUGGAGUCUCUGCAGGUGAAGCCCAUGAAAGGAGCGAUGACGAACGAGGUUUUCAUGGUGAAUUGGCCGACGAAAGAAGGUAACCUCCAUAGAAAGCUUCUGGUUCGGGUCUAUGGCGAAGGGGCUGAGCUCUUCUUCAACAGGGACGACGAGAUUCGAACGUUCGAGUUCGUGUCGAGGCACGGCCACGGUCCCAAGCUUCUCGGCCGAUUCGCCGGCGGCCGAGUCGAGGAGUUCAUCCAUGCCCGGACGUUAUCGGCUAACGAACUGCGUGACCCAGAAAUAUCAGCUCUUCUGGCAUCAAAGUUACGAGAAUUUCACAACCUCGACAUGCCCUGUAACAAAACUGUUCUCCUCUGGGACCGAAUGAGGACAUGGCUUGGGCAAGCAAGGAGUUUAUGCUCGCCUGAGGAUGCGGAGGAGUUUGGUCUGAACAACAUUGAAGACGAGAUCGACUUUCUUGAACAAGACUUGCAGACUGAGUUUCAAGAGAUUGGGUUCUGCCACAAUGACUUGCAGUACGGUAACAUCAUGAUGGACGAAGACACCAAUGCCAUCACCUUGAUAGACUACGAGUAUGCGAGUUAUAACCCGAUCGCAUACGAUAUAGCAAACCACUUCUGCGAAAUGGCUGCGAAUUACCAUACCGAUACUCCUCAUAUCUUGGACUACACUCUCUAUCCAGGGAUAGAGGAACGUAGGAGGUUCAUCUGCAACUAUCUCGGCUCUUCGGAUGAAGAACCCAGAGAAGAAGAGGAAAUACAACAGCUUUUGGAUGAUGUUGAGAAGUACUCUCUUGCAAGCCAUCUCUUCUGGGGCCUUUGGGGAAUCAUCUCUGGGUAUGUGAACAAGAUUGAGUUCGAUUACAUUGAGUACUCGAGGCAGAGGUUCGAUCAGUAUUGGCUCCGAAAGUCUCAGCUCAUGCCUUCAUACUCAUCUCAGAUGUAAUUCCUCAUGUAUUCAAUCCUGUGUUGUAUUGUUCUUCUUUUGAUACAUCUGUUUACAAGCAAUGAUAUAACAAUAUGGAUGAGAUUGUCAAUUACAA
Tarenaya hassleriana is the source of this 1354-nucleotide messenger RNA. Its product is annotated as probable choline kinase 3. The transcript has 8 exons. The record is from RefSeq and is a predicted model, not a curated record. Gene Ontology annotation, molecular function: choline kinase activity; ethanolamine kinase activity. Gene Ontology annotation, cellular component: cytoplasm. Lineage: Eukaryota; Viridiplantae; Streptophyta; Magnoliopsida; Brassicales; Cleomaceae. Gene Ontology annotation, biological process: phosphatidylcholine biosynthetic process; phosphatidylethanolamine biosynthetic process. Bases 205 to 1257 code for a protein of 350 amino acids.